AUGUCACCCAUUUCUCCUUCUAACACACCCUCUUUCUCUGAGUCACAAACUCACACUGAACACUUACACCUUCCCACAUCACCUCCAGCCACUCAACCUCAUUCUUCUACCAUAGAACCUUUAGGCCAAAGAAGAUCUAGCAGGGAGCUUAGACUCCCCUCUCACUUGAGUGAUUAUGUAUGUAAUCUGCCCAAUUUGAAAUGUAAUUCCAUCUUUUCCCUCCAUGCUUUGUUUUCACAAAAUAAUCACAUUGCUCCUGAUGACUUGCACCCUAAUAGUCAGCAUGUUGUAAGAAAUAUUUGUCAUGAUAGAGAGCCAACUUCAUAUGAAGAGGCAGCCAUGUAUCCUGCUUGGCAGAGUGCCAUGACUCAAGAGUUUGAGGCCUUGUAUGCCAAUAAUACUUGGGACUUAGUCCCUUUGUCAAAGGAGAAGCAGGCUAUUGGUUGUAGGUGGGUGUACAAGGUGCAACAUAAAGAAGAUGGUAGCAUAGAAAGGUACAAAGCCAGACUAAUUGUGAAAGGGUACACACAACAAGUUGGAAUAGAUUACACUGAGACCUUUUCUCAUGUGGUCAAGAUGACCACUGUUAGGAGAUUAGUUGGGAAGUUGAAUUUCCUUACAAACACCAGAUUAGAUAUAGCUUAUGGGGUCCAACAUUUGAGCCAAUUUAUGCAAGAGCCCAGGGAACCCCAUCUACAUGCAACCUAUCACAUGUUGAGGUACCUUAAGAAAGAUCCUACUUUGGGCCUAGACUUCAGCAAUGCAUCAGAUCUUUCCAUCACUGCUUACUGUUAUUCUGACUGGGUAGCUUGCCCUGAUUCUAGGAGGUCUGUGUCUGGUUACAUUGUCCUUCUAGGAGGCAGCCCUGUGAGCUGGAAGUCUAAGAAACAGGAAACCAUUUCCUUGUCCUCAGCAGAAACAAGAGUACAGAGCACUUAG
Messenger RNA from Nicotiana tabacum (common tobacco), 939 nucleotides. The record is from RefSeq and is a predicted model, not a curated record. Lineage: Eukaryota; Viridiplantae; Streptophyta; Magnoliopsida; Solanales; Solanaceae.